Cyprinodon variegatus (sheepshead minnow) is the source of this 3223-nucleotide messenger RNA. It is a transcript of the gene mysm1, whose product is annotated as Myb-like, SWIRM and MPN domains 1. Gene Ontology annotation, cellular component: BRISC complex; BRCA1-A complex. NCBI's taxonomy places the organism in Eukaryota, Metazoa, Chordata, Actinopteri, Cyprinodontiformes, Cyprinodontidae. The record is from RefSeq and is a predicted model, not a curated record. Gene Ontology annotation, biological process: double-strand break repair. Bases 59 to 2584 code for a protein of 841 amino acids. The transcript is spliced from 19 exons. Gene Ontology annotation, molecular function: polyubiquitin modification-dependent protein binding; metallopeptidase activity.
GAGCUGAGCUGGACUCUAUUCCCAGCCGCUUCUCGUCUGUUUACGUUUUUUCUUCAACAUGGAGGACGAAGUGGAUGUUGACAUCGAGGGAGACGAUUUUAACUGCAAUGCAGGAGAGAUGGACGCGGCGGGGUUAGUUCAGGAGCAGUUCGCCCAGCCAGUGGACAGAAGCAGCUCCUGGAUGCUGCCCUGGGAGCUGGACAGCUCCAUCAGCCCAGAGAACAGAGAGGCGAUAGAGAGGAUGCUGAUGGAGGAGCAAUAUUAUUUGACGGGGGAGAGGAUUCCUGACAUUUUGCCCAGUGAUCCCAAUAAAAAGCCCAAAGUAAAGAAAUCUCCGACCAAAAGCUCUUCUUCUGCCUCUGUUUCAAUUUCAACUCGCUGGUCCAAACAGGAAAAAGAGCUUUUUGAGAAGGGACUGGCUCAGUACGGUCGGAGGUGGACAAAAAUCGCCAAGCUGGUGGACACUCGAAGUGUCCUUCAGGUCAAGAGUUAUGCCAGGCAGUACUUUAAACAAAAGGCUAAAUCAGACUCUGGAGCUGCAGCUCCCCCAAAGCAGCAGCAUCAGCCUCCUCCGUCCACAAUGAUCAACACCGUUCGCAUAGAGAGGCUUUCUGAUGACGAGGAUGUAGACAUCACUGAUGAUCUGAGUGAUACUGAUGGAGAGGACAUGAAAAGUGAAAUCAGUGCGGCGGCGAAGACGCCAGAGGCUGAGACUCAAACAGAACGGCUCACAGAGCAGCAGAAAGAGACGACCCUGUUGGAAAACAUCAGAGAGAUGAAGGAUCAUCCCUGCCUGAGCUCUUCCUCUGUGCAAAGUCCUCCACCGUCUGUCAUCUCUUGCACUGAGGAGGAAGAUAAACCGACAUCAAAUGAGGAUGUUUUAAAGACGGAGCAUCCUGGGAUAGAAGCAGAAAAAGACUCAGCUGAUCACAGUGAUGACCAGAGCUCCCAGUGUGAAACCUCCAUGCCUGCUGGUCAACCCUCAGCAGCGUCUUAUGACUCCACAGAUUCUGCUGAAAACAUCAUCAUUAAUAGACCAGAGAAAGACCAGGAGGACGAAGACGAGGAAGUGGAAGAGCUCAAGGCCCCUGAGCAGGAAACUGAGAUGGACACAGAGACCAUCACGGAGGAUGAGAAACAAGCCAUCCCCGAGUUCUUCGAAGGUCGGCCAUCAAAAACCCCCGAAAGAUAUCUGAAGAUACGGAACUACAUCCUGGAUCAAUGGCGGAGGAGCAAGCCCAAAUACCUGAAUAAGACGUCAGUCCGUCCUGGUCUGAAGAACUGUGGAGACGUGAACUGCAUCGGCAGGAUACACACUUACCUGGAGCUCAUUGGAGCUAUCAACUUCAACUGUGAGCAAGCGGUGUAUAAUCGACCCAAACUGGUGGACCGGUCCAAAUCCAAGGAGGGAAAAGAGGUGCUUGAGGCCUAUCAGCUAGCUCAGAGGCUGCAGAGCAUGCGGACCAGGAAGAGGCGCGUUCGGGACGUAUGGGGGAACUGGUGUGACGCUAGAGAUUUGGAAGGACAGACUUAUGAGCACCUCAGCGCCGAGGAGUUGGCUGUGAGGAGAGAGGAGAUAAAGAAGCAGCCUAAACCCUGCAAGAUGUCCAGACACAAAGGGUCUAUUGAUCCAUUCAUGCUGAUUCCUUGCAGAUCUUUUGAGAAAGAUGUACAGGUCAGUGAGCAUUAUUCUCAUUGUCUAAUCAAACCGUUGCAGUUAAAUAUGCAUGCCCACGUCUCAAGAGGAGAAGUCAUUGGUCUGCUGGGUGGAACAUUUAACAAGGAGGAGAAAAUACUGGAGAUCUGUGCAGCAGAACCAUGUAACAGCGUGAGCACAGGUCUGCAGUGUGAGAUGGACCCGCUGUCACAGACUCAGGCCUGCGACGUGCUGUCGUCCCUGGGCUUCAGUGUCGUGGGCUGGUACCACUCACACCCCUCUUUUCAACCAAACCCGUCAGUGCGGGACAUCAACACACAGGACCAGUUCCAGAGUUAUUUUUCCCGUGGCGGAGCCCCCUUCAUCGGGAUGAUAGUCAGCCCGUAUGACUCCGCUAACACUUCACCCCACUCCCAAAUCACCUGCCUGUUGGUGAAAGAAAGCAAAGAGCCCUCCGGCCAAAACAAGCUGCCGUACAGAUUCAACUUCCUGUCAUCACAAAAUCCUCCUGACUGGAAGCAGACCAUGAGGAGGGCUCAGUGGAUCAUCCAGAAAUACGCCCAGUCACAUGGGAGCGUGCAGAUGGACAGGUUGUUCCGCAGAGACUCUAGUCUCACCUGUUUGGAAAAGAUGUUGUCGUCUUUGGCCAGACACUUGGAACCCCUGGCAGAUGGAGAGGGAGACCAUUUCCUCUCAGAGAUCCAGUCCCUGUUCCUGUCAGAAUUUAUCUCCAAGCAGAAAUCCUUAUUUCAAGGAGACGGAAAACCUUUAGACAUCUCAAAACCCGUAGAGUCAGAUGAUGACACUUUGGAUCAUCUGGUCAGUCAGGAAAAGUCCCACAAGGCGGAGGAGGAGGCUGAAACAAAUAGUGGCUCAGUUUUGCAUUUAGGCUCAGUAUUAACAACUGAGCACGACUAUUUGCUGUGAAAAUAUUUGAUGUUUUUGACUGAAUUAUUUAGCAGAAAUAAUGUUUGAAGUAAACAUAUUAACAUUUACAUACAGUUUUAUACUUUAGGAUUGUAUUUUAAUGUAGAAACCUCUUGUUUAAAAUGGUUAAAGGUGAGAAGGGACUUGGUUUAAUGCAGCGAAGGAAUUGGAUAUGAGGCGGGACUCGGAUUUAAGCUAAACGACAUAAAUACUGUCGUUUAGCUUAAUAUUCCCGUAGAGUUUUCUGAAUAAUUGGAAACCAAGUUUGUGUUUGAGUGUGUGUGUGGGGCUAUACCUGUGGCUAUAUUACAAAAUAAACUAUUUUUAUAUUUGUUUUAAUGCAUCUAUACAUUUAUUUAUUUACAUAAUUUUUUUUUAUUACAUAUACUAUAAGACAUUUAUGACUUCAAGAGCUGACACAAGCUUUUUCUGCUCCAUCAGGGACAAAAAUCACCCCUGACUCAAAACAAAGGGAAACUUGCCUUGCUGCGCAUAUUAAAAGAUUUGUCAAAAACUAUAAUUUAAAUGGUUAUUUAAUCAUUUUUCAUGUUUAUGUCUUAACUGGAGUCACUUUCCUUCACCUUAUAGUGAUUGUUUUUGUAGCUUUUUAUGAACAUGGCCCUGUACUGAAUUCUGUAA